Pelagomonas calceolata is the source of this 957-nucleotide messenger RNA. The record is from the annotation of a GenBank genome assembly. NCBI's taxonomy places the organism in Eukaryota, Pelagophyceae, Pelagomonadales, Pelagomonadaceae.
GUCGUGGCCUAGCAGUGAGCCAAACUGGAUAUCAACGCGAUAUAGCUGUGUAGUAGUCGCAGGAACAUCUGGCAGUAACGCCAACCAACAUCCUGCACCAGUAGCCAAGCUCUGCUGCAUCGAGAGCGAGUAAAAUACACCGGGAUCACAAAGAUGCUGCUGCUCAGGCUGCUGCUAAGCAUCACAGCGGCGACGGCCCUCGUCUGCACGCCCGCGCAGCCUCGACCGCGGCACGUCCUGCACGCGGCAGCGACGGACGCCGACGCCGCGCGCCUCACGGCGACGCUCGCCUCGAGCACGGUGGGCCGGUCGUUCAACUUCGAGUGCCAGAAGCAGUGCUGGUUCAUCCGGCGCCUCCCGGGCGCGUACCAGGUCACGGCCGACGGCGUCGAGAUCGUCGCCGAGGGCCCGCGAUCAAAACUGGAAGCGUUUGAAAGGUGGCUCGUCAAGGCGACGACGGACACGGAGUCCUUCGCGGCGGAGUCCGGCGACGGCGCGGGGCCCAAGAGCGUCAGCUACGGCGCCGCGACGGGCGACUUGGAGGGCUGGACGUCGCGGGGCGCCGCGCUCGACGCGCUGAAGAGCGCCGAGGGCCCGGGCUUCCUCGGCGCGCCGAGCGGCGCCGACGAGUCCACGAACGACGCCGAGCUCGCGGACGCGAUGGCGGAACAGGCUGUCGUGGAGAUCGACUACGAGGCCGCCGCCGCGGUCGCGGCGACGAAGGGCGUCGUUGGGACCGUUCCUCAGAGCGUCCGCGAGGAUUUAGUAGGACGCCAGUUCGGCAGCGCCGUGCUCGACGCGCCGGAGCCGAAGCUACGGGACCUUGACGACGAUCUCGACUUCCUCGACUUGACGGAAGAUGAGUUGGAGGCCUUCGCCAAGGAGCUGGCGGGCGUGUAAAUUAUGCGCUUAUUCAUCAAAAAACAAAAUCUUAGUCUCAUACUAGGCCUCCGGAGC